AUGGAAAAUUCUCAAAUAUUCCAUGAUUUCUCUGUUUCAACAUCAAUUUCGAAUGAUUCUUCUUCUUGUCAUCUGAAUUCUUCAGCUGAAAAUCAGAGUUACGAAGAUAUAUUAAAUAAUUCAGUUAAUAAUUCAGAACAAAAUGAUGCUAAUGAGGAUCCAGAAUCCUAUGUGGUUGUUGGCCAAGAUUUUGAAGAACCAGUUUCAUUAGAGGGAAGUGUAGUUAAGGAUGAUGAUGAGGCGUAUGAGUUAUACAACAGUCAUGCAUUUAGGAAUGGUUUUGGUACUAGGAAGGGUAAAAAGGAGUAUAGAAGUGGUACUAGAAUAGUUCGACAACGGUUUUUUGUUUGUGCAUACGAGGGGUUUAAAAAUCCAGAUGGUGUUGUGCCUAAAUCCUUUAAAAAAAUUGAUAGGAGAACUGGAUGCAAGGCUUCAGUUCAGUUUGAUGUUGAUAAGAAAACUGGAGUGUAUGUUCUUUCUAAACAUUCCCGUCUGCAUAACCAUUCAAUGGUUCCUGCUAAUAAGAGACACCUUAUUAGGUCACAUAGGCACAUUUCAAAGGAACAAUUGGCUUUUCUUACUACUUUUACUUGUAGUGGCACGAAGCUUGCUGAUGUUCUUAGAGCUAUGAGGAAAGAAGUUGGUGGUGAGGCGAAUUUAGGGUUCACUGUUCCUGACGCGUAUGAUGCUGUUUUGGCAGAGAAGAAGAAAAAGUUGGAUGGUUGUGAUUCAAAUCAGUUGAUCAGAUGGUUCGCUAUGAGGCAAGCUAAAGAACAUGAUUUUUAUUAUGAUUUUCAAUUGAAUGAAGAGAAUCAGUUGAUCAAUUUUUUUUGGAGAGAUGGAAGAAUGCGGUCUGAUUAUGAAGCUUUUGGUGAUUUAUUGAUUCAUGAUACAACUUAUCGUACUAAUAAAUACGAUAUGAUUUGUGGGCCUUUUGUUGGAAUGAAUCUUCACACUCAAAAUAUCAUGUUUGGAGUGGGUUUUAUAUUGAAUGAGAAGGCAGGUACUUUUGACUGGCUUUUUAAUUCUUUUUUGACUUCAAUGGGAGGGAAGCAACCUGUGACUAUCAUGACUGAUCAAUCUUCUGCCAUGGACAAGGCUAUAAGGGAAGUGUUUCCAAAAUCGAGGCAUCGUUUGUGUACAUGGCACAUUGGGGAAAAUGCUGUUGUAAACAUCAAAGGUGUUAUGGCCAAAGAAGGUUUCAAACGUCGCUUUGAUUAUGUUUUGAAAUAUACUGACACAGUUGCUGAGUUCGAGCAUUAUUGGAAUAGUCUUAUGACUGAUUACAAUUGCAAGACACACAAAUGGAUAGAGAGGUUAUAUGAUUUGAAAGAGAAAUGGUGUCCUGCAUAUAACAAAGAGUGGUUUUCUGGGGGUAUUUUAUCUUCUCAAAGGAGUGAGACGACAAAUCAUUCUAUUUCUAGGAGGUUGCAUAAAACGAAUGGUUUAUGUGAUUUUUAUAAGUGUUUUUUAGAUGUAAUUGAUGAAUGGAGAAGUAAGGAGAACAAGGGAGAUUAUAAUUCUUCUACUGGAAAUAGAUAUUACGCAUGUGCGGAUAACAUGUUAUGUUUGCAUGCGCGGGAUGUGUAUACCAUUGCAAUAUAUUUGAUAUUUGAGCAACGAUUCAUCAAAGCAAUUGGUUUGAGGUGUCAACGCAUUUCCUAUGAGUUUCCAGUUUCUAAGUACAUUGUUGGGCAUCCUACAAAGGAUUUUAUUAGACAUGUUGUGAUGUUUAAUGAGCAAGAGUGGUUGUUGAUUGUACUUGCAAGUCAUAUGGAGAGAUAG
Molecule: messenger RNA, 1785 nt
Organism: Spinacia oleracea (spinach)
Lineage: Eukaryota; Viridiplantae; Streptophyta; Magnoliopsida; Caryophyllales; Amaranthaceae
Product: protein FAR1-RELATED SEQUENCE 5-like
Exons: 5
Coding region: 1-1785 (594 amino acids)
Source: RefSeq, a predicted model, not a curated record